Fusarium sp. VM40 is the source of this 4728-nucleotide messenger RNA. The record is from the annotation of a GenBank genome assembly. NCBI's taxonomy places the organism in Eukaryota, Fungi, Ascomycota, Sordariomycetes, Hypocreales, Nectriaceae.
AUGAGUUGGUCAAUAUAUUCAUUCUUUCUGUUCUGUCUCAUAUGGGCAGCCACUGUUGCCGACUGUGCCAUUAAUCUGGAUGGCACGCAGGCCGUUGAUCCAGCUGGUGAUGAUGAUCCGUCACCCAUCAGUGACAUCAACAAUUAUCAUCCUGAUCAGCAUGACUGCCCUCUCGCCUGUACGGACUUCUCCAACGUUCACAGUUGGAUCACCUAUUUCUCUGUCCAACGGCUGCAGCGUUGUCAUGACCCCAUGCUACUGAAGUUCUCUGCUUUACAGCCAUUGGACAGCCUAGAUUCGACGAUUCUGAUCCGUGGCUGCACGCUCACACCAAAGUCGCGAUCUGUCAUCAAGAACACCACAACUGUUGUUGAAAACCCGAAGAAGGAUAAAACCCUUUACGAGGGAGGCAGUCUGAAGACCUCAGCAGCUUGUGUUGAGAGCGGCACGCUAGUCAAGGACAAACUGAGCCUUGGUACUAGCCGGGGUGUUACUCACAACCAGACGGUUGCUACCAACGCUAUCAGUCUUCUCCAAGGAAUGAAGAAGUAUUUCGACGCAAAGGACAACUGCAAUGAAAACUUCUUGUUCGGUUACCACGGUGAAAUUGUCGUCGGGUUAUACAUUGGGGCUGGUCUAGGCAAGUCCACUGCUUCUUCGGCCCUUUACUCCCUUUCCCAGCAUUUGGAAAGCUCGAGUUCCAUUGCAAACCAGACCUUCGUCCAGCUCCACGAUUCAGGACGCAAGGCGAACCGUGUGUUUGGUAUUUUCCUGGACACUACCGGCGACAUCGCCGCCGUUCAGAAAGCCACUAGACAGUGGAGUGAAGGGUCUUCGGCCGUUGGCAAAGACGUCGUGCUUUCGGGAUCACUCUCGAAUGUAAAGGUGUACGACAUAGCUGGAAUCACACACCUUCCAGAUCUCGAUGAGCCAACAUCAAUACCCACUCCUACACCUUCCCCUUCCAACGAGCCCAAGAAGCUUGUAGAAAGACUCGCAGAAUUCAUUGACUCCAGCAUUCUUCGGAAGCGCGCAACCUGCAAGAAUAUCGUGGUUGGUGAUGGUGAUAGCUGCACUACUCUUGCACGUCGUUGUGGUAUUCGAGGUGCCGACUUUGUCAAGUACAAUCCCCAAUCUGGACUCUGUGCUUCUCUCGAGGAAGGAGAUCACGUUUGCUGCUCAGCUGGCGAUCCAUACAAACCUUCGGGUCCCAAGCCUGAAGCAGAUGGAACUUGCGCAACCCACGUCAUUGAGGACGGGGACACUUGCGCUAAGCUAGCCAAGAAGCAUAGCGUCACUGUCAAGGAGUUGGAGAAGUGGAACAAGAACACAUGGGCUUGGACUGACUGCACCGACCUCCUUGUAAGCUACAGCAUGUGCCUCAGCUCAGGAUCACCGCCCAUGCCUUCACCUCAAGAGGGAGCUGCGUGCGGACCUCUGGUACCGGGUACCAAGCGACCAGCCAACAGCUCCAUAUCCCUUGCAGAUCUGAAUCCAUGCCCUUUAAAAGCCUGCUGCAGUAACUGGGGGUUUUGCGGUAUCUUUCCUGACCACUGUGCCAUAAAUGAACCUGACGUGGGUGGCCCUGGAAGCAAGAUGAAAGGCUACCAGAACACAUGUGUAUCCAAUUGUGGGCACAACAUCAGGGAGAACUCUGGUCGCCCGAAGGAGUGGAGUAGAAUUGGAUACUACGAAGCCUGGAACUUUGCGCGCGACUGCUUAUGGCUCAAGGCCAAGAACGCUAACACGGACGGAUCUUACACACAUAUUCACUGGGCUUUUGCCUCUAUCGACCCGCAGACCUGGAAGCCUAUUAUUAAAGAGGGAAAGGACCAGUGGGCUGACUUUAAGAAGCUCUCGGCAAAGCGCAUCGUCUCCUUCGGUGGUUGGGCUGACUCGACAGCUCCAGACAAGUAUGCCAUUAUUCGGAAUGCCAUUAUCACUAAUCGCGAGACCUUUGCCACCAAUCUUGCCAAGUUCGUAAAGGACGAGGGUCUUGAUGGUGUUGAUAUUGAUUGGGAAUACCCUGGUGCUGAGGACAUCAUGGUCGGAGGAUCACCCAUUGGAGCCAAGUCGGAUGGUGUCAACUACUUGCGAUUUCUGACUACGCUGAGGGAGAAACUCGAUUCUGAUAUGUCACUCUCUAUUGCAGCCCCUGCAUCAUAUUGGUACCUCAAGGCCUUCCCAAUUGAUCGUAUCUCGGAAGUCGUGGAUUAUAUCGUCUAUAUGACCUACGACCUGCACGGUCAAUGGGACUACGGCAAUCCCAACGCCUUUGACGAAUGUCCAUCUGGAAAAUGUAUACGAAGUCAUGUCAACAUGACCGAGACCAGACAGGCCCUAUCCAUGAUUACCAAAGCCGGUGUAGCAAACAACAAGAUAUUUGUUGGAGAAUCGAGUUACGGAAGAUCGUUCCGUAUGGCCAAGCCAGAUUGUUGGAAACCUGAGUGCGAGUUCACAGGCUCCAAAGCUGUUUCAGACGCAACCCCUGGGAGAUGUACCAAAGAAGGAGGAUACAUCUCUAAUGCUGAAAUCAAUGAGAUUCUGCUGUCAGGUGGAAGCAAGAAGGCUUUCUAUGACAGUAGCUCUGAGUCGAACAUCUUACUCUACAAAGGCGACUAUAUCAGUUACAUGACAGACAGUGACAAGUUCGUGCGGCGCGUCAUCUGGAAAGACUUCAAUUUCGCUGGCACUAUUGAUUGGGCCGUUGACUUGCAGCAAUUCAGAAACGAAGAUUUUGAUGCGCCCCCAGACAUUCCAGAGUCAGGGACAAAGUGUAGGGGAGGUGAAGACAACAAGGACGAUGGUGGGAACCUGUGCUACUUCGCGUGUCGAUACGGCUUCUGCCCUGAAUCGAUCUGUACCUGUAUUGAAGAAGGGGAGCCUGACAAGUUGCCGUCGGUCAAGAACAGGGACGAGAUCGUGGCAAAUGACCCCUUCGAUGUCGAUUUGAACCGCUUGUGCAAGUUUGCAUGCAAGUACGGCUUUUGUCCCAGCACAGUCUGUAUGCGAAAGCCGUCAAGCACUGCGGAUGACGAGGAUGAAGUUCCCGAAGGCAUCGUCACUGUACCGCCCGACUACGACGAGGACUCGGUCAAGGCCCGAGAUGAGAAUAACAAGAUGUGCUAUAUCUAUCGGGGGCUGAGCGACAGACAAGAUGGUUUGGAAUCAUGCAAGAAGCAAUGCCAAGCUACGCUUGACGAAGCCGAAGAAGAAGGUCGGAUUUCCAAUUACGGCUGUUAUUCCCUAAGACCCCUCGACUCGCCAAUCACCUGGCAGAGGUCACCUUCAACUGGCCUUGAAAUCAUCGGUGGGCAGUGUUCAUGUGACAAUUGGAUAUUGAACGACCUCAUGGACACGAUUAUGGAGGCGCUGCCAGCUAUAUUUCAAACCAUUUGCUACAUCUUCUUCUCCACCAUCAAACUGGUCAUAGAUGUUGGGACAUCGUUCUUCCCACCCGGCCGAGCGCUCACCGCCGGAGCAGACAUGCUUCUAACAGGUGCUGAAAUGAUCAACUGGGUCUAUAAUAAGGAUGAGGAUCCCGCAGGAGCGUUUGAAUGGUGGCUGAGCCCUUGCGGAGGGACCGACCUUGUACCAGAGGAGAUCAAGCAAGCGUAUGACAUUCUCGGUCAGGUUCCCACUGGUCGUAGUAGCUUCAGAGGCCUUAAGAACAUCAAGAAGGGUAGCGGAAAGAAGGGCGACGAGGGGAACCCUACGGAUCGUUCCGCACCUCGGCCAAUUGGCGGUAACAAGAAGCCCCCGGCAGGCGGCAACAAUCCCAAUCCCAAACCGACACCAACACCGACACCGACACCGACACCGACACCGACACCGACGCCAAAACCAAAAUGCAGUGUUCCCAAGGCUUCGCAAACACAACAACUUGGCGCGUUGCACAAUACCCUCCAGCUUCUCGAGUGUGAUGCAAAUGACAAGACGGUGACGACCAUAUAUGUCGUCACAUCCCUGACAUACGCGGCCAAUGCCAAACCUACGGGUGUUACAAGCACUUGUAAGGAAGCUCACACACAGGCUUGCUACCACUACAGCUCAGCAAACGUCAACAAUCCACAUUGGUCGACAUUGACAUGUCCUCAGGAGGCCGCAUCAACAGCACGUGAGCGAGGGGACGGCGUCCCAGCACCCCAGGCAACCAAGGCUUGGAAGGCAGAACACAUAGGCCGCUGGCGACACGCGAGUCUUCGUGACGACCCCCGUUGCGACAUGGACGAAUGGCCUCCUUUCUACCUACUCUCGCCGACAUCUGAUACUUUUCAAAAAUCGGGUGUUGAUAGGACUGGUCAGCGAAUGCGAUGGCUCAACCGCCGCCAGAAUGCAGGAGCUGGCCAUGAAUGGAAAGGUGUCUGUUUUGCUCCCGCUCUUGACGGUAUGACUGUCGACGACUUCUACAAGAUGGUCAAGGAUGGCAAGGAGGGUCCCAAAGCGGUAACUGGCGAUAUCACGAGGUUGAAUGUGGAGGUUGAUGUUGAAGUACGACCGGAGUUCAGCUUUGCUUACGAGUUUGAUGAGCCCGCGUUGGUCGGAAACAAAUUACGAGAUGCGGGAUUGUGGGAUAAUGGAUGUUGGCCAAAGAAGGCGGCCAAGACUGACCCUGGAUUUGUGCUCCUUUCCUUUGACGAGUGGUAUGACAAGAACCCGACAGCGAAGGUGUGGGAUUAUAAAAAGAGAUACAACCCAAAUGCAAAGACGCCAAAUGGCGACAAAUAG